AUGUGUAGCUGCCAAAUUGUAUAUACAAGGCCUACUUUAGAGAAUACAAUCUCCUACAAACAAUAUGAAAAGACUUAUCCUCGGAUGAAGGGGUUCCCUCUAACGCAACAAAGCGAACUGCCGGUUUUAUACGGCGGAGGCCGCAACUUCUACUUUGGCCUGCUUCCUACCAACGACACUCAACCCUUUGAAGACGCAGACCUGUUUGUUUUAGAUUCCUGCAUUGUAAUAUGGCUACAAGCGUGGGACCGAGGCCUUCAAAUUCCAUAUCAAGGGCUUGUGUAUCAUGCUGUCAGGAAAGUAGAUACUCAACAGAUACCUGAAACAAGCACUCUAGAGCUGAUCAUAACGGUAGAACGUGAUGACGUGCUGAACCAAUUCUUCCCUGUCCAAACAACCGCCGCUGCUUAUGCAAUGUCAACUGUGGAACUGGUCUUAAGACCAAAAUACGGAAACCAUGAUAGGCAUUACAACGUGGACGUCGAAACCCUGUUCACUUUCCGCGAUUUCGGUUUAAACCGCGGCAAUGCCAUGGUCCUAAAUAGCAACAAGGCCAUCGCAACUUGCAUGGAUCUCCACGAAUCCGCUUCGUCCACAGAAGAGGAUGCAUGUCAAUCACAAAACACGUACACGCAAGAUGAAAACGACCCUAACCUUAAUCCCAACAAUACCUACAUGCCAUUCACUACCGUCCUUAACGACAUAGCCAGCGCACACCAUCUUGCUAGCACUACGCCCUUUCGCGACAUCACAACGGAACAAUCAACGGCAGGCGUCUCACUACAGUUUUAUGCUGAUUUGCCGCUGGCAGGAACGAAGCAGCCACGGCCCACUUGCGACGAUAACGUCCAAGGAAAGAGACAUAAGGACCUCUAA
Messenger RNA from Eremothecium sinecaudum, 876 nucleotides. RefSeq names its product Lot5p (gene LOT5). The record is from RefSeq and is a predicted model, not a curated record. The coding region runs from base 1 to 876 and encodes 291 amino acids. The transcript has a single exon. Lineage: Eukaryota; Fungi; Ascomycota; Saccharomycetes; Saccharomycetales; Saccharomycetaceae.